Culex pipiens pallens (northern house mosquito) is the source of this 2415-nucleotide messenger RNA. RefSeq lists its product as uncharacterized. The transcript is spliced from 4 exons. The record is from RefSeq and is a predicted model, not a curated record. The coding region runs from base 997 to 2355 and encodes 452 amino acids. Lineage: Eukaryota; Metazoa; Arthropoda; Insecta; Diptera; Culicidae.
CAACCCGCUGGACCCUCCCAAUCCGCUCAACCCGCCGGACCCUCCCAACCCGCUCAAGAAGUUUCGGAGGAGCAAGGUAAUACGCCCGCAAAACAAGGUGCACCACUUCCGGAAGAGGAAGUGGCUUCCAGCAAAUCCGAUGGUGACCUUAGCCCAAUCGUAGGAGUUAGAAAAGGGCGACUGCAAAUUCUAUCGGACGGUUCGGACGAGGAUGGGGUUGCGGUGAAGCCGACACCUGCGCAAGAUGCUAUCCGAAAGGAGAUCGCAGUGAUGGAGAGCCAACUAAAUUCCACCUUGCUGCAACAACGUUCGGGAUUCGGGGACGCGGAGACCGCCUACAAUAUCAACGUAAUGACUAAGAAGCUCGAGUCAAAGAAGGGGCUUCUUAAGCGAAAAAAAUACAAGGCAAAGCGUGAACAAAAAUAUAGACGGCAGCAAAAGUUAAAGCUUAAAAAGGUUAUUGCGGCGGCUCCAGAACUGGCGAUCGAACUUGGGGUAAAAUUUGAUGAAUUCUUUAAAUUUGCAAACUUUAAUAUAUUAAUUUUCGAAGGUUCGAUCUAUUCCUGGCCGUCCGCGGGUCGAGCAAGACCAACCUGAACUGCUGAAGGCUAUUGCCGAAAUCGCGAUCAUUGGAAGUGCUGCUGACGAUCGACGACGAUCGAGUACGAUCCGAUCAGUAAAGACUCUCGACGAUAUGACGCAGGCUCUGGAAGACAUGGGAUUUCACCUAUCUCGAAGCGCUGUGUACUUGCGGCUGCACCCUAACAACUGGCGCACAAGUGAAGGGAAACGCCAUGUAGUAACCGUUCCCGUGAGGCUGUGUCGUCCGCAGGCUGACCUUCAUAAGGAUCACCCUGAUGGUCGCUUUUGUACAGCAACGUGCCGGUAAAAAUAAUAAAUUGCUAGUCGAUAUCUUUUAUCAAUACAAUUAUUUUUGCAAACUUCUACAGGGCGAUAGAAACGUUGGUGUCUUUACUCGGAGCAGAUCAAGUUUGUAUGAUCUCCCAAGACGACAAGGCUCGUGUGCCGCUGGGUAUUACCGCUGCAAACAAGCAUGGACCGAUCCUGAUGCACAUGGAGUACAGACACUCACUUCCCGACCACUCUUGGGUGGUUGCCGAGCGACAUAAGUUAAUUCCCAGCGUUUACGCGGGCAUUGUUAUUAAGCCGGGAAAGGUCGACGGUUCACCAAACCUCGUAACGUAUUCGGGUCCAACCUAUGUUGCCAUCAGAAGUGGGAAGCAUUCCUCUUCUACUGCCGCUUCACAUGCUCUGGAUUUUAACACGCUGCUAAGCCUACCCGAGUUUGAAGACCUAACAAAGGUAAACGGAGUCGUCAAACCGCUGAUAAUUUUUUCUGUAGAUGGGGGACCGGAUGAGAAUCCGCGCUACAAGAAGGUGAUCGCGCAGGCUGUGACACAUUUCCGGGCCCACAAUUGUGACGCAGUGAUCAUUUAUUGUAACGCACCACAUCGAUCCGCGUUCAAUCGCGUAGAACGCAGAAUGUCAUCUUUGAGCCGGCAAUUAUCGGGAGUAAUUUUGAAGCAUGACCAUUUUGGGUCUCAUUUGGACAACAGUGGUCGGACGACGGACGUAGAGCUCGAAAUCAAGAAUUUUGAACACGCUGGUGAAACUCUGGCAGAAAUAUGGAACGAGCUUUGCAUCGACGAUUUCCCAGUUAUUGCCGAUUUCAUCAAGUCAGAUGUUGACAAUCCGGAACCUGGUGAUAAUGAUCCCGAGUGGUACGCACGGCACGCCAGGGAGAGUCAAUAUCUGUUCCAGGUCGUUAAGUGUUCCGAUGAGACCUGCUGUAGCCCGAUGCGAAGUGAUCUGCGAAACUUGCUGAGCGACGGAUAUUUGCCUGGGCCGUAUCCAAUCCAAAGAUCGGCAGGACGACUUGUGAUUCCGGAACCGUCGGAUACACCCGCAAACGCAUCGUUUGCGCCACUGUUGGUGCGCCUCGGGUUCAAUAUAAAGCCGGUUGCUGCAGGGUUCCCAGGGACUCCGCCGUAUGACUUGUAUUGUCCAUCGCUCAGCGGUAAAUUGAACGAUCGGAUAUGCCAGGUUUGUGGCAUGUACUUCUCAAGCGCGGUCAACUGUAGGGCCCACAAGCGAUCGGUCCAUGGUCUAGAGACAGCCGGGCGGAAAAGUAAGCCGCGAGCGGUGCUAAAGAUUCGCUCGGAAGAGGUUCUUGUGGAGUGCGACGGAGAGUGCGGAGAUACGGUAGAGUGGGUGGAGAAAUCCGACCUCACGGAUAUUCCAGAGAUACCGGCAGACGACGACAAUCUACCUGAUAUUCCAAACAUAACAAGUAUGGCUGAGUGGCUGAGUUUGCCAUGGGAGGACGAGUAUUGAUUAAGGAUUGUUGUUUUUCACGAUGUUUGGAUUACUUAUUAAACGUUAAGAUAUGGUUUC